AUGACACCUUGGUUUCUUGAAAAGGGAAAAGUUGCAAAAGUCAUCAUAGCAAAAGAGUCUGGCGAAGGAUUCGAUUCGUGUUGGUUGAACAUACAGCUGUCGUGCCAUCUCACCAACAUACUCGUCACCACAACUCCUGCAAGAAAUCAGACAAGUCUAGUAUCAAUUCAUCGACUGCGGAGGGAUGGAGGAUUUGGUUGGCACUGGGGCGGUCUCGAACCACCGACCGACGGUGCAGUCACAGCAGAAGCUCUUACCGAUUGUACCAUACUCGCCCCAAAUUGUCAUAAUGCACAUAUUUCAUAA
Messenger RNA from Necator americanus (New World hookworm), 306 nucleotides. RefSeq lists its product as uncharacterized. The record is from RefSeq and is a predicted model, not a curated record. Bases 1 to 306 code for a protein of 101 amino acids. The transcript is spliced from 3 exons. NCBI's taxonomy places the organism in Eukaryota, Metazoa, Nematoda, Chromadorea, Rhabditida, Ancylostomatidae.